UCAUGGGUCAAUCCUGGAAAGUCGUGAACCUUACUCAAGAAACAUGUGAAGAACUAAGCAAGCUAGGAGACUGCUUUUUCGAUGGAAGCGUUUCGCAUAGGCUAGUAGAGAGGAUUCGCCGCCCUCAAUACCGCGAAUUGGAUUCAGUGGUGGGGAUGUGCAAGCCAGGUUCCAUUGCAUUUGGAAAUCGAAUAAGCGGCAUUUUUUCGCUCAACUUGGAACGUGGUAAACACACAUGGCUCUGUCCAAUGAGAGUCGAGCAAAGCUCCGAGUGUAUUUUGCUGCACGGUCUGCCCAUCGAGCUCUUCAGCCUGAUAUGCGAGGACCUUGACAAUGGGGAACUCAUUUUCUUCGCUAUGACGUGCCAACACGUUUGGGAUCUGUGUCGGCCCUUGCUACACGAGCGUAUGAAGCGCCUCUGCAGCCGCCUUUACUGGAGUGGACAUCGAUUGGUUUGCUUCGGAAGCGAACUCGCCCACAAUGAUAUCCCCGACUCCAUCCUUUCUUCGGAAGAGAGAACACAGUAUUUCGGCAUCACAGAUGGGCAUGACCAUGACAGUGUAUGGGAAAACGGAUUCGCCAACUUCGCCCUUCCAUUGCACCGUAAAAUGUAUCUCGAUGUUGAGCUGCGUAUCAAGGCCCGCAAGCGCAACUGUCAGCUUGAUUAUCUCCAUGCGUCGACGUUGUGUCGUUUGCUGGAGUCUUUCCGGUGCGGCGACAUCGUGGUCGUUUCGACCGCUGGCUCCACUAAUCACAUUCUUCGAAACCUCACCAAACACGAGUAUGUCCGCGAAAUCGAGCUGUUCAAGAUGAAAGACAAGUAUCGGAACUCUCGCCCACAGAUGUGCUAUUUCUUGUCUCUGGGUCACAUUGUCCUCGAGCGUAUAUGCUUGUCCUCGACUUCCUCCGUAUCGAUGGGUCGGGACGAUUCCAUCGAGCUCCACCGCGGUGUUUGGGCUGGCGACCGGUUCGAUAUCAUCUCUGAUUCAGAUGAGGGGUGGGUUCAAGAGCUGCGGAAAGAGAUGUCACGGUGGAAGGAUGUCAGCAGAGAUGCCGUUGAUGAGCUUGAGCGGAUCCUCAAAUGGUAA
This is a messenger RNA of Mycena citricolor, 1088 nucleotides long. NCBI's taxonomy places the organism in Eukaryota, Fungi, Basidiomycota, Agaricomycetes, Agaricales, Mycenaceae. The record is from the annotation of a GenBank genome assembly.